GCCGGAGCAGUCGGGAGCCCCGUGUGCUCCCGCUCGGCGCCGCCAUGUCCACCCCUGCGAAGCGGCACUGCCACAGCCCUGCCAGCUCCCUCGACUCCAGCUUCCAGAAGCGCCUCCGGAAGAUUUCCAUCGAGGGCAACAUAGCUGCAGGGAAGUCAACAUUUGUCAGGCUACUAGAGCAACACAGCGAUGAGUGGGAGAUCAUUCCUGAACCCAUUGCCAAGUGGUGCAACAUCCAGACAGCUGAAGAUGAAGACCAGGAACUUUCAACAUCUCAGAAGAGUGGAGGAAACCUACUUCAAAUGCUGUACGAUAAACCCACAAGAUGGGCUUAUACAUUUCAGACCUAUGCUUGCUUGAGCCGAGUCAGAGCACAAUUAAAACCCGUCUCAGCCAAGCUACACGAAGCAGAACAUCCAGUGCAGUUUUUUGAGAGAUCCGUGUACAGUGACAGAUAUGUAUUCGCUUCUAACCUGUUCGAGUCUGGAAGCAUUAAUGAAACAGAGUGGGCUAUUUAUCAGGACUGGCACACAUGGCUUUUGAAUCAGUUUGAAUCAGAUAUAGAACUGGAUGGCAUCAUCUACCUAAGAACCACACCUCAGAAAUGCAUGGAAAGGCUACAGAUGAGGGGAAGAGAAGAGGAGCAAGGAAUUGAGCUUGAGUAUUUGGAAAACCUCCACUAUAAACAUGAAACCUGGCUUCAUGAAAGGACUAUGAGAGUUGAUUUUGAGAACCUUAAAGACAUUCCCAUUCUAGUUUUGGAUGUUAAUGAAGAUUUUAAGAAUGAUAAGAUUAAACAGGAGUAUCUGAUUGAUAAGGUCAAGUAUUUCCUGACUUCUUAAGAUGAUGAAAAUUGAUUUGAACACCAAGUCCCUGAAGUUCAAGAGUUAAACUGGACAAUUUACUUUAACUGAAUUUACUACUUAUAUGGCUUAUUUUAAGGCAAGAUUGAAAUGCAAAAUAUGGUUUGGGGUUGGGUUUUUUUUGCUUGUCUGACCUGUGUGGGUUUUGAUAGAAUUUUCUGUAUAGUUAAAACAAACAAAUAUGGGGUGCUUUGAUAAUGUACUUUGUGUAUAUGCU
Molecule: messenger RNA, 1080 nt
Organism: Grus americana (Whooping crane)
Lineage: Eukaryota; Metazoa; Chordata; Aves; Gruiformes; Gruidae
Product: deoxycytidine kinase 2
Exons: 7
Coding region: 45-842 (265 amino acids)
Biological process (GO): nucleobase-containing compound metabolic process
Cellular component (GO): cytoplasm; mitochondrion
Molecular function (GO): deoxyguanosine kinase activity; ATP binding
Source: RefSeq, a predicted model, not a curated record